Molecule: messenger RNA, 3622 nt
Organism: Ctenopharyngodon idella (grass carp)
Lineage: Eukaryota; Metazoa; Chordata; Actinopteri; Cypriniformes; Xenocyprididae
Exons: 8
Coding region: 1067-2026 (319 amino acids)
Source: RefSeq, a predicted model, not a curated record
CACUGCAUGCCUGUGUGAAAUGUGGAGCAAAAGUGAUUUGUGCACUGUAAUAUUUGUGCGUUAUGCCAUUUUUCCGUGAAUUACCCUCAUUGCGAAAGCAUGUGUAACCUGAUGUGAUUAACGUUACAUUCAUUGUCUGUAUAUGAAGUCUUUAGCUCAAAGCAGAGUAGGUUUGUAUGUAUUCAGUAGGAGCGGUCGUGAGUCAGUGUGUUUUCGGUAGUUUUUGUAUUUCAAUUUAUCAACGUCAUGGUAAAUUAUUGUGUUUGUGGAGGUUGCACAAACUCCAGCCUGUCAGGACAUCGAGUCCACAGGUUCCCUAACAAGAAAAAGGACGGUGCUAUCUUCUGUGCCUGGGUGCGUUUUGUGCAGGCUAAGAGACGGGACUUCACUUCUGAAUCUGCUUCGAAAAACGCGGUGGUGUGUAGCGUUCACUUUACACCGGAGGAUUAUCAUCCCGGCGAUAUAAUGGAGUUCAACAUGGGAUGCCGAAGCAAGAACCAAGUGAGACUCAGAGCUGGUGCGGUUCCUUCGGUGCACUCAACACCGGGUUCGGCCGGCGGGAGACGUUAUUAUGGUUACAGAUCCGUCAGAGAUCCAGCUCGACGAAAACGUAAACUGUGCUCGGAUUUGGGAGACAUUGCAAGUAAUGAAGGGGGAGAUGCAUCUACAGCCAGUGCUGCAGUGCUUGCUGACCCAGAGCAAGAGACUUUCUCUCCACUGGACCCUCAAUCAUCUGUGCUUCACUUCUCACAGUGUAACCUCAGACCUUCACAUCGUUCAUCAGGUUGACAGUCUCUUCACAUCCUGAUAGCAAUCAAUGAAUACAGUUUUAAUAUUAAAGUUUCUAAAUAUUAAAAAAAAUCUUAUGCGGAAGUCUCAGGACGAUAAAAUGUUCGACCAGUUUAUGCGGUCCGCAGGCAAUGAUAACGUCCUACCUGCCUGUCUACCUGUGUGUACUUCUGCGCACCCUGCUCGCGCAGCCAUCACACGUCAUCAGCGCGUUCCAAGAGGCUAUGCAGAGUAGAGUAGCAUCUUAUAUUGCUUACGGUACGGUCACUGAACGAGAAUGGCAGAUAAACAGCAGCCACUUUUUGCAGUUUUUCCUCAACCAACAACGCCUGGCACAGGAAAACAAAGUAAGAAAAGAAAAACCGUCUUACAAACGGCUACGACGAAAAAACGACUGGACCAGCAGAGGGCUCAAACCAGAGUAAACAUCGGCGUUGCUUUUCCACGCUGGAGACAACUGCGGGACUCAAAGGGACUGAAAACUGACGCGAUGGUUGCAGUUUUUCUUUUGGAUAGUUACGAGAAAACUACAGCAUCCACACCUUCGGUGCAUGGACUCCUUAAACCACCACCACCAGUUUCGACUAAUAUUUCCGACCGCAAAGGGCAGGAGAUGAAGUCUGAGGGUUUUGGUCUUUGGAGCUCAGUUUCACUUAAACUUGAGCAAGUGCAAGAAGUGGGUGAAGGAAAUGAUUCGUCCUCCUUCAGUGUGGACAUCAUACAAGUGAAGCAGGAAGACCCAGUACAUGUGAAGCAGGAAGACCCAGUACAUGUGAAGCAGGAAGACCCAGUACAUGUGAAGCAGGAAGACCCAGUACAUGUGAAGCAGGAAGACACAGAUGAGUCUGAGUUUUGGUGCAGUGGCAGCGUGCAGCAAGAUCCAGAGAUGUCUGGGGGUGUAGAAGCUAGUCACCCAGUUUCACUUAAUUUCAACAAAUUAAAAGAAGUGGAUCAUUACUGUGGAAAUGGGGAAUCAGUACCUUCAGAGGAUCUUGUACAAACUCUCAAAAGUGAGGAUUUGAAGACUGAAGAGCCCAUUGAGGAACAGAGCAUGGACAGGAAGGAUCACAUAAAAGUCUUUUCCUCCAGCAUCUCACACCAGGCCACCCACAUGCAGACAAUCAUGCAGACAUGCAAAGUAUCUUCUCCCAGCACUCAAACUGUUAGCACAGUUUCUGAACUGGCCAUGAAGAGUCAAUGUGAAAAUAAAUUAACUGAAACUGAACUAAAUAAAUAAAUAAAUAAACAAAAUAAAUUAACUGAAACUGUCUAAUUCUUGCCAAAGUCAAAGAAGAACUCCAAGUACAGAUCGCAGUUCUUCAAAACUGAAUUAGAGCUAUUUUUUGUAAAAAAUUCCCCCAGCACUCAGCAUGCUCUCCACAUAGUGAUAUUGAUUAUGGUAAGCACAUAUAUCUGCACUGUAUCAGUUGAAUUUUUAAUUAUGCAUACUCUCAUUUCAUCUGUUUUGACAUUUUCGGUUUUUACAUUCAGCUGUCAUCUACAUGGGUUAUUUAACAAUACUUUUACAAUAUCCAUUUUUCAAACGACAAUUUUCAAACUCUUAUUAUGCUGUGGUACCUCGCUAACAACUGAUUUUUUUUUUUUUUUUUUUUUUCCAUUUAUUUAGACAAUAUUUAGAUUUUUUUUUAAUUUUUUUUUAUUACUAUUAUUUUUUUUUUUAUUUAAUAAUGGUAAUUUUUCUCAGUUUUGGACAUACAUUUUUGGCAUUCUGAAAAUAGUAAUCGGCUUAUUAAUAUUAGCCAGAAUUUUAAAAUCACAGCUCUUUUAUUUUUUUGGGUAGGUAUUAAAGCAUUUUACAUUGUUCUUAUAGGGACUGUUAAUGGAUAUUUUGUGGUUUUACCUUUUGUGCAGAGAAACUUCUGAAAGGCUUCCACAGGAAUUGCUUUAAUAAAAAAACACUAUGCAAGGCGAGAGAAAACACAACACAGAAGACCAAUCAUGUGAGACAUUUCAUUCUCCACAUGGCAAAAGGAUGUCCUCCAAUCAAAACAUUACUCUUCUUGGACAACAUGGAGCAGAUUAAUGAAACAAGUGGUCCAAUAGCUCGCCUCACAUGAUAUUCAAGGAAGCACAUUCGGAGACAACUGAGACAAAAGCUAAAGGACAUUAACACACUCAUAAAAUCCCACAUACUGACUCUCAAGGGCUCUGGAGACAAUCCCUCUACACCGACGCGGCAGGUAAACGAGCACUUCAUGAGAGCAUGGCUGUGCCUCACUGCAUGUGAUGCUGACUGUACAUGCCCAGUGUAACACAAAAAUGUUAAAAGUGAUGUUGAUUAAAAUAUUUUAUUUUUAUAUACAAACUACUGUACAUUUGAUUUAGAAGUUCUUCCAUUCAGUUGCUGUUUAGUCUAGUUUUUUCUUUUUUUUUCUGGCAGAGAAAUCACAAUUGAACAUGUACAGUAAAUCAAUUUACUUUGCACAUGGGUUCUCAGCCUUGCACAUGUCUUUAUGUAUAUUUGCAGCAACAUGUAAUACAAAAAUAUCUUGCAAUAAUAAUAAUAAUUUCCAACAACUAUUAUAUAAUAAAAUAUUUGAUAAAAAUGUGAUAAAUACCUUCCAUAAGAAUGUCUAUAGGAAAUGUUAAAGCAGUGUUUAAGAAUUAUGUUUGCAUUAUUUAUUCAGGAAAUAGUUAAGGGGAAUUCUGCACUUGUUCAUAAGUUCAGGUGCUGUAAAGAAUGUGCUGUUUCUCAAAUGUAUGAGCAUGAGUAAUCAGUUCUUCUACCACCUCAGAAAAGGGCUUUGAUUUCCAUUGAAUGUUUUGUUGCUGUUUUUCUUUUUCUGCUGGUAAUAAAAUUGACAAAUCUUAA